This is a messenger RNA of Leptinotarsa decemlineata (Colorado potato beetle), 1948 nucleotides long. Its product is annotated as SIN3-HDAC complex-associated factor. Lineage: Eukaryota; Metazoa; Arthropoda; Insecta; Coleoptera; Chrysomelidae. The record is from RefSeq and is a predicted model, not a curated record. Gene Ontology annotation, biological process: negative regulation of cell migration. Gene Ontology annotation, cellular component: Sin3-type complex.
UCUAUCCGUCAUCUGUUGUGUUGGUGUGUCUAUAUUUUUUUGAGAAAUUUGAAAAUAAUUUUCAUUUAAGCAAAAACUCCUAAUUGAAUACAAGAUAAUUUUGUGCCAACGUGUCAUUAAGUUCAAAAGACUCAAGCAAUACCUCGCGAUGUCUACAUUCCAUAGACCAAAAGUUUAUAGAUCCACUAGAGGAUGUUGCAUUUGCAAAGCCAAGUCGAGCAGUUCCAGAUUUACCGACAGUAAGAAAUAUGAAGAGGAAUUCCUGGAGUGUUUCAAGCUGUCAACUCCAAGACAAGGCGAAAUAUGUAAUGCAUGUGUAUUAUUGGUAAAACGAUGGAAGAAACUACCGGCUGGGUCAGAUAGGCAUUGGCAACAUGUUGUAGAUGCUAGGGCCGGGCCUGGCAUGAAAUCGAUGAGCAAAUUCAAACUCAAGAAACGGGCUAUGAAGGAACUGAAAAAUAGUAAGGCUCAGAAAAAGUUUGAGAAAGAGAGCAGUCCGCAACUGUCCGAAAAGAGCGAAGGAAACGAAGAGAUGGAACUGGGCGAGGUGGAUUUCCUGUCUGAGGACCUACGGAGCAGGGAAUCUAGUCGGACCGCCAGUCCUGGUGCAAGCGAUUUCGAAGAAGUUGUCGAAAGGAGUAGAAGGUUCAAGAGUCAAGCCAGGCAUAGGGAUGAAAUUUCUAGAGUCAGUGAUUUUGUAGAUACAGACUAUUGGAAGAAAGAGACUAUUUGCUGUGGUGUCAUCUUCAGAGGUUUGUAUAACGAAGUCAUGAUCGAUCCGAGCUAUAUCAAGCCUUGCAGUAGCCGACUCGCCAGUUGUAAGUUGCAAUCCAACGGCAACAAGUCUCUCAAAGGAAGUGCCGAUAAUACAACUUCUAAAAUGGACAGCGAUAGUAGUUCGGAUUCGGGUUACGACGAAUCUUCCAAUUCGGGAAUGUCAGCGGACAAUGCUUUUAAAAAGGACCAUGUUGGUUUCGAAGAGAUCAACAGCCGGAUUCCAGCGGUUAAUUAAUGUUCGGUACUUUUUAGAUUGUUUUUAAUUUAUUGCUGAAUAGAAUUUCAUUGUUAUAUUUGUAACAAAUGUAUACUUUGAUAUGCAGAUAUAUUUUAUUAGAUUUUAAUUUGUAGCAAGCAGAGUUGCAGACUUUUUGAGGCGUGGAAAUUAUUGUUGAGGAUAUUCUUUGGGAUGGAACGAUUUGUGAACGAAGUUUUUGGAAUUUUUUUUUGAAAUUUAUCAAAUGAGAAGGUAUAAUCUCUUUAAUCCAUGCCAGGCUAACUUUGAAAAACUGGUUUCCAAUAAGUAGUGAACAUUUUUAAUUAGGUAAUAGCUAUGAACAAUAUUUGAAAAUCUCUUUGGGAGUCCAUUGUAUUCAGUUCUUCAAAGACGCCAGCGAUUAUAGGAAACUCCUUUGAAAUCUUUCCAUCCAUCAGUUUUUUCAGAUUCGAAAUGUAUCUAUGUUUUUUUGGCUCUUAACAUAUUUAUCCGUUCAUAUUUAUUUAUAUAAACAGUACAAAUGAUAACACAUGAAAAAUGACCAAUUAGGUGCAAUGCAAAGGUACACCCGAUCUCAAAACUAAUCAGUUUGGCACUGAAAUAUUUGCAAUAUCGUAUAUAUAAGAGUGAUAAGAAUAAUCUGAAACAAAAAGCAAUCGUAAAUGAUAUUCAAGUGAGGCCGAAUACUUUUUUAGGGAUACAGUUGUUGAAUGAGAUUUCGGUGUUAGUUACUUGACUAAUUAAGACUGAGGGAGAUAAGUAGUUCUGUUUUGAAACGUUAAUUUUCGUUUCUUAAGUGCCACAUUUCAUCUGAAACUUGACAUCAUACUUUCAAGCUUGUUGCGAGUGGUAGGAACUGUUACAGAAGUUACAUUAUCUAACUACUAAAAGAAACAUUAUUUAAUGAUAAUAGUGUUUCAUGUACUGUAUUGUGUAGCAAACCUGUGAAUGAUA